Molecule: messenger RNA, 1038 nt
Organism: Trametes versicolor FP-101664 SS1
Lineage: Eukaryota; Fungi; Basidiomycota; Agaricomycetes; Polyporales; Polyporaceae
Exons: 5
Coding region: 1-1038 (345 amino acids)
Biological process (GO): protein phosphorylation
Molecular function (GO): protein kinase activity; ATP binding
Source: RefSeq, a predicted model, not a curated record
AUGACCCGACAAGGCACUUACGCUAUCUCACCUGUCGAAAAAAUCUGGAAGUUAAAACAGCCGUACCUCGUUCAAAGAGGGUACUCGCUUCGGCCGCGGUACUCGCCUGAUUGGCAACCCUCGUGGACAGGCACGAACAUCGAUCCGUUCUAUUGCGAAGACUCGAUUAGGUCGAUGAAGUUGAACGUUAUCGAUGCGAAAACCUCUGAUGGGAGGCUCAUAGCAAUCAAGCGCCUCCAGGAUAAAGGCCAAGAGAUCGAAAUCGCGCAAUUCCUGACUUCGCUCGAGCACCCGCAUAAACACUGCGUACCCGUUGAGGAUGUCUUCCCAGACGCUAGUGAACCGAGUUGGACGUUCAUGGUCAUGCCAUACCUGAGGAAAUUUGAUGAUCCAGAGUUCGAGCUGAUCGGCGAAGUCAUCGAGUUCGCCCGCCAGAUGCUGGAGGGUCUCGAAUUCCUCCAUUCCCACCGUAUUGCUCAUAGAGACAUAGGCGCACUGAACGUCAUGAUGGAUGGCCGGCCACUCUAUCCCCAAGGACACCAUCCAGUCCGCACGGAUAGCUCCGUAGACGCCAUCGACCAGCUGAAACCUCUACGACGUAUAGAUCACCCGAUCAAGUAUUUCUACAUCGACUUCGGCCUGUCGGCACGAUUUCCUCCAGGUGCCUCUUCAUUGGUAUUGGGAGAUGUAGGUCGCGACGCCGAGGUCCCGGAGCUGUCCUGGGAUGUACCAUACGAUGCGUACAAGGCCGACAUACACGCUCUCGGAAACCUCUUCUUUAAAGAGUUCCAGUUGAAAUACCACGACACAGACUUUCUCAAGCCCCUCGUCUACUGCAUGAAACAACGACAGCCCGAUCUCAGGCCGCCGGCAAGCGAACUCGUGACCAUGUUCCAACAACUAUGCAAGCUCGAGAACCCCUCCAAGUCGCGCUGGCGUCUCAGCCCGAGGACCGAGUCCGCUCCCGAACGUAUGGUCAACGACACAAUCGCCGCCGCACGAGAUGGGUUGAGCAACCUUAGGCGGUUUGUUGGCUGA